ACACAAAAGAUGUGCAGCAAAUUGCUAGUGUUUGCAGCGUGCGUGUCGCUGGUCGCAGCAAGACCGGACAUCGGAUUGAAGAUCAGGGAGGGCGGCAUUCCUGCAGGAAGUUACCUACCUCAACAGGGCGCUCCGUCGUACGCUCCAAGUCAACAAGUCAACUUUGCCUCCACCAGUUACGGAGUUCCAUCCGGUUUCCCGCAUUACACUGGAUUCGUUCCUCCGCAACAUUACCGCAAGCAAAGCGCUUACUUCUUCGACGCUCCCGAGGAUCUGGGUCAAACACAUGUGAGGGUUCACGUGCAACCGUCCGCAGCCGCAGGCGACAAAACCAUCUACAUCAGAGCUCCAGCCUACAACUCAAGGAUCAUCCCACACUUCAACAUCGCUCAACAGCAGCAGCCUGCUGGCAAGACAAAGGUUUACGUCUUGGUGAAGAAACCGGAAGAGCAGCAGGAUAUUGUUGUUCCUGCUGGAGUGCAAGCACCGGCCGCCGAACCAGAGGUCGUCUUCGUCAAGUACAGGAAUCAGAAGGAGGCAGAAGAGAAGUUGAAGAGUAUCCAGGACGGUUCGAUCGGCGGUGACAGCGCCAAAGUCGUCGGUAAUCACCAGGACUUGGUGCACUCGAUCGAAGAUCCGAAGAUCGACGUGAGAUUCGGCUCUCCUGCGUACGACAACAAUGUGGCCGUCAGCGCACCGAAUCGCGUCCAAGAGAAACCGACCGCCAAUUAUGGACCAGCAGGAAUCAGCGGUCCUUACUAG
Messenger RNA from Nicrophorus vespilloides, 762 nucleotides. RefSeq lists its product as uncharacterized. The transcript has 2 exons. NCBI's taxonomy places the organism in Eukaryota, Metazoa, Arthropoda, Insecta, Coleoptera, Silphidae. The coding region runs from base 10 to 762 and encodes 250 amino acids. The record is from RefSeq and is a predicted model, not a curated record.